Messenger RNA from Gekko japonicus, 2900 nucleotides. It is a transcript of the gene MFAP3L, whose product is annotated as microfibrillar associated protein 3 like. The record is from RefSeq and is a predicted model, not a curated record. The transcript has 3 exons. The coding region runs from base 106 to 1269 and encodes 387 amino acids. NCBI's taxonomy places the organism in Eukaryota, Metazoa, Chordata, Lepidosauria, Squamata, Gekkonidae.
CUUGGCUUUUAAAACUUCAUGGAUCGGGGCUAAUAUUUCCUGUGGCUUCUUCAUGCAAAUAACAUUAUAGAUAAUUCACUCACCUCUGCAUUAUCCUGAAGACAGAUGAAUAUGUUCAACAACCAUCUCUUUCUGUACUACUGGACUACCAUAUGCCUUUUCAGUCUGCUGGCAGCUUUGACAGCUGCUGAAGAUGUCACAAACAGCACUUUAAACCACACAGACAUGCUCUUAGGAUCUGUGCCUGUAGUUAUCUACAGAGUCGAUCACAUUACAGUGAAAGAAGGUUACAGUGCCUUGAUUGACUGCAAUGUUCAAGGUCACCCUGGCCCAGAGUAUGAGUGGUACAACUCCAAUGGCCAUUUGCUGAAAGACGAUGAGGAUGGAGGUAAGUGGUAUCUUCUGUCCAGUGUACUGAUUGCUAUGACCAGCGUAUCGUUUGAUGAUCGAGGAAAAUAUACAUGUGUUGCUUCUAACAUCUAUGGCCGAGUAAAUAACACUGUUACUCUGAGAGUUGUCUUCACCUCUGGUGAUAUGGGGAUCUACUACAUGAUUGUAUGCCUUGUAGCUUUUACCGUUGUUUUGAUCUUAAACAUCACAAGGCUGUGCAUGAUGAGCAGCCACUUGAAGAAGACUGAGAAAGCCAUCAAUGAAUUCUUCCGGACAGAAGGAGCAGAAAAAUUGCAGAAAGCUUUUGAAAUUGCUAAACGCAUCCCGAUUAUCACCUCAGCAAAAACUCUUGAGCUUGCUAAAGUAACACAGUUCAAGACCAUGGAGUUUGCCCGCUAUAUUGAGGAACUGGCAAGGAGUGUUCCACUGCCACCUCUCAUCAUGAACUGCAGAACAAUAAUGGAAGAAAUUAUGGAGGUGGUGGGACUUGAGGAACAGGGACACAACUUUGUAAGGCAUUCGGUUGUAGGACAGGAAACCACUGACACAGAAGAGAUGUAUAUGAUUCCUAGCGCUCUGAAGCGUAGAGACUCUCUCACUGCUGAGUCCGAUGCCUCUUCUCUGCAUGAACCGCCACGCAAGAUUGCUAUCAAAGUGUCCAUUCACCAGUUAACUAAAAAGGACUGUGUGGAUGACCAGUCACAAGACAGUGUCCAAUUAGAAAUUAAAGAAGAGAGGGAGGAAGAGGAGAUUGUCGAAGCACCAGCACAGGCACCUGAUCCAGUGUCGGACACAGAGUCCCCUGUGGAACCAAAUCCUACUGACACAGCUCUGCAAAGUGAUAGGGACACUUGCGUUGUUUAUGAAAGCCAUGUAUGAUAGGGUUCCCCCCCCCCCUGCAGAUCUAUGCAUAGCAAGAAAUCAGGUGGAGUACUCUUUAAAAAAAGAGAGAUAAUGUAUUUGCCACUAAGCCUUACCUGAAGACUAUCACAGCAAAUGCAUGUAUGUGGAUUACUUGGCACUUUCUUCCUCAUUAUAUAACUUAGUUUAAAAGCUGGACAAAAUAAUUCCUCUAACACUCAUAUUAAUUCCUUAUUUUGGUUCAGGAGAAUUUUUUUUCAGUUCAAAAAACAUUUACCUCAGAGAAUUUUUAAGGCCAGUGUUGCUUUCAGUGGCUACCUGGGAAUCGUGUGUAGUUCUUAAGACUCUGAGGUUGCCACAGUCAGUAGAAUGACUUUUUUCAGUUGUAUGGUUGCAGGAUUGCUUAUUACAUAAGCUGGGGGAAGGGAAGCUGCUUUUCAUUUUGCUCUUCUCAUUCACUCCUUUCCCUCUUGCGCAUUUUUGGUGACUUUGCUCCUAAGGUUUUUGAAAGAGUAUCCAAUAGGGAACAUUUCUAGUUAAGUUAAGAUCCUUGUGGGAUGUCACAUAACAAACAUCUGCGCUGAACUGUAGCAGAGGGAUAAAGAAGGCCAAAUGCAUUUAUUUCAUGGGAAGGCAGACAGUUUGUGUUUAAAGCAUGUGAAAAACAUCCAUUUUCUUCUUCAAGGUGGGCGGGAACCAGAAAAUGCUCAUUCACAGAGAGGAUACACAGCCCAUUUGUUUUUUGUUGGAAGGAGAGGGUUUGUCCCCAGCCAGAAAGCCACAAUGCAAACAAUAAGUGUAACUCCCCAUUUGCUAUGCUCGGAUGGCCAAGUGCAAAGGAGGACAGGGAUCCUUGUGUAGCCAGAACAGGGCAUUUCUAAAGGGGACCCUUUUCUCAUCCCCACCUAACAAGCAGCACCUGCAGGGAUAAGCAACUUUAGGGGCCCCCCACAUACACAUACUAGUGGUUCCAUGGAGCCAUUUGCAGAUACGAAAACACCAUCUGUGCAGGCAGGGAGAGGCUAAAGCCGUUUCUCCCUGUGUGUUGUGGUCACAAACAGAAAAGAGCUGGUGUGCAUCUGGGAGACACAAAACUUCCAUUGCAUGUGUGAUUCAAAGUCCUUCUGUUGUUUGCUAACAAACACAAGGACUUUGUAAUAUGUAGAUGGAGCCUCAGGAAACAUAUUCCCCUUUGCAUUUGGUCAACACAGAGGUACUAGUAAUUUCAGUGGGACAUGAACACAGGUAAUCGUGCAGAUUUUGCUGUUAUGGCUCAGUGACAGAACGUAUACUUUGCAUGCAGAUGGUUCCAGGUUCAGUUCCCACUAUCUCCAGUUAAAGGACCUCAAGGAACAGGUAUUGGGGAAGACUUUUCUCUAUCAAGGACCCUGGAGAGCUGCUGCCAGGCACAGUGCGCAAUACUGAGCUAGUCAGACUUGGUAUAGGGCAGCUUAUGUAUUUGAUAUUUUUACACAUACACAAUAAUCUGUCGUCAAGGCACUGACAUCUAUUUACCACAGCUCUCAUAUUAAGUAGGGGUCAGUAGAUGCUCUUACUUGAUUUGGAUGAGGUUAAACAAUUGUCCAUAUAUUUAUAGCAAAGUCCCUAAAGAGUUUCGCUAUACAAUGAAAUGGCAAACGCUAUGUCAG